ACAGACAGUCAAGUCAAAAAAUUUUAUAUUUCUUCUUCUUCUUCUUCUUCUUUCUUGUUUUCCUGCUUUUUGUUCUUGUUAUUAUCCUUCAAACAAAGUAGUAACAAAUAAUAAUACUAAAGAAAGAAUGACGGCUCGGAUGGAGAGUUUAAUUGGACUUGUGAAUAAAAUACAAAUGGCAUGUACGAAAUUAGGUGAUUAUGGCGGCGGUGAUUCCACCUUGAAUUCUCUUUGGGAUGCCCUUCCUUCCGUCGUCGUUGUUGGCGGCCAGAGUUCUGGAAAGUCAUCGGUGUUGGAAAGCAUUGUUGGGAGAGAUUUUCUUCCUAGAGGAUCUGGUAUUGUCACAAGGCGGCCAUUGGUGUUGCAGUUACAUAAAACGGAUGGUGGAGAAGAGUAUGCUGAAUUUGGACAUAUUCCACGCAGGCGAUUUACUGAUUUCUCUUUGGUAAGGAAAGAGAUUGAAGAUGAAACAGAUAGAAUCACUGGAAAGUCAAAACAAAUAUCUCCGAUUCCAAUCCAUCUUAGCAUAUACUCCCCUAAAGUUGUCAACUUAACUUUAAUCGAUUUACCUGGAUUGACCAAAGUUGCUGUUGAAGGACAACCUGAAACUAUAGUAGAAGACAUAGAAAAGAUGGUUCGAGCAUAUGUCGAGAAGCCCAACUCCAUCAUAUUAGCAAUAUCUCCUGCCAACCAAGAUAUUGCAACAUCCGAUGCUAUGAAACUUGCUAAGGAGGUGGAUCCAUCAGGUGAAAGGACUUUUGGUGUGUUAACUAAGCUUGAUCUGAUGGACAAAGGAACUAAUGCAUUAGAUGUCCUUGAAGGCAGAGCUUAUCGUCUCCAACAUCCAUGGGUGGGGAUUGUGAAUAGAUCCCAAGCUGAUAUUAUGAAAAAUACUGAUAUGACUUAUGCAAGGCGAAGGGAGCAAGAGUACUUUUAUACCAGUCCUGACUAUGGACACUUGGCUAGCAAAAUGGGUUCUGAAUAUCUUGCAAAACUUCUCUCCCAGCAUCUGGAAUCUGUAAUUAAAGCAAAAAUACCAGGUAUCAUUUCUUUGAUAAACAAAGGUAUUGAUGAGAUGGAAGCAGAGUUGGACCGUCUUGGGAGACCAGUUGCCGUUGAUGAUGGGGCUAAACUGUAUACAAUAUUGGAACUUUGCCGUGCAUUUGACAAAAUAUUUAAGGAGCAUCUAGAUGGAGGACGGCCUGGAGGUGACCGAAUAUAUGGAGUUUUUGACAACCAGCUUCCUGCUGCUUUGAAAAAACUUCCAUUUGACAGGCAUCUUUCCCUACCAAAUGUGAAGAAAAUUGUUUCAGAGUCAGAUGGAUAUCAGCCUCACUUGAUUGCUCCGGAACAAGGUUAUCGACGUCUCAUAGAGGGGUCUCUAAGUUAUUUUAAGGGACCAGCUGAAGCCUCAGUAGAUGCCGUGCAUUUUGUCCUAAAAGAACUUGUCAGGAAGUCAAUUGGAGAAACUGAGGAGUUAAGGCGGUUUCCUUCGCUUCAGGCUGCUUUGUCUGGUGCUGCUGGUGAAGCAUUAGAAAAAUUCCGGGAAGAAAGUAAGAAGACAGUUGCUAGAUUGGUGGAGCAGGAGUCUUCUUAUCUGACAGUCGAUUUCUUUAGAAGACUUCCUCAAGAUAUGGAGAAAGGUGGGCCAGCACCUCCUCCUGCAGAUCGCAGGGCUGCAUCUGCUGAUCGCAAAACCCCACCCACGGACCGUGGAAUCCCUACUGCUGAACAUGGAAACCCGGGUGACCCUUUAGGAGACCGCUAUGGAGAUGCACAUUUUAGGAGGAUUGGUUCAAAUGUAUCCUCUUAUAUCAGUAUGGUGUCUGACACACUCAAGAACACAAUUCCAAAGGCAGUUGUUUACUGUCAAGUCAAAGAGGCCAGGCAAAAUCUACUCCAUUACUUCUACAUGCAAAUUGGAAAGAGAGAGGGUAAAGAGCUGGGGGAAUUGCUAGAUGAAGAUCCAUCUUUGAUGUCACAGAGACAGGAACUUGCUCAAAGACUCGAGUUAUACAAAGCAGCAAGAGAUGAGAUUGAUUCUGUGGCAUGGGUGCGGUGAUGGUAAUGCAAUCCUUAAGUUGUAUUGGUGCUUUUUCUGUACUUAAUCUUAACUCGGGUUGAUAUGCUGUGUUUGGUAUUUAGAAAGGAAUGAUAUCUGUAUAUAUGUAAAACUAAUGCGUUCUUGAUAUCUUUGAAUAUGUAUGUGUUAUCUUACAAUAAGCUCUGAAAGUUAGAUUCGA
This is a messenger RNA of Erigeron canadensis, 2243 nucleotides long. Its product is annotated as phragmoplastin DRP1E-like. The coding region runs from base 128 to 2062 and encodes 644 amino acids. The record is from RefSeq and is a predicted model, not a curated record. Gene Ontology annotation, molecular function: GTP binding; microtubule binding; GTPase activity. Lineage: Eukaryota; Viridiplantae; Streptophyta; Magnoliopsida; Asterales; Asteraceae. The transcript has 15 exons. Gene Ontology annotation, cellular component: membrane; cytoplasm; microtubule.